AUGGCUUCCGAAAUCGAUCAUAUUGCGCAGUUGCUAAAUGCGACACUGGAUGCGCACCACCAUCGCAAAGCCGAAAAUGCCCUAAAGGAGGAGGCUAAGAAGCCAAAGUACGCGCUGGUGCUGCUCCGGGUCGUGAGCACCGAGGAUCAGCCUGCGAAGACCCGCCUGGCCGCCGCCCUCGCUUUCAAGAACUUCAUCCGCCACAACUAUGUGGAUGAAGAAGGCAACUACAAGCUUCCCGUCGACGACGUCCAGACUAUCAAGCGCGAACUUGUAGGGUUGAUGAUCUCUGCGCCACCCACGAUACAGACGCAGCUCGGCGAAGCCAUCAGCAUCAUCGCCGACUCUGAUUUUUGGGAGCGCUGGGACACAUUGACCAAGGACCUCGUCAACCGUCUGUCGCCGACCGACUUCAAGAUCACAAAUGGUGUGCUAGAAGUUGCGCACUCUAUAUUUGUCCGAUGGCGUCCGCUCUUCUCCUCCAACGAACUCAACCGAGAGGUGCUGCAUGUCGUCGGAACAUUUGGCGACCCCUUUAUUCAGAUGAUAAGUGUCGCCGAUCAUCAAAUCGAGGCAAACAAGAACAACCCGGUGGCAUUGAAGGGCUGGCUCGAAACCAUGAGCCUGCUCAUCCGGCUUUUCUAUGACUUGUCGUGUCAGGACUUGCCCCCCAUCAUUGAGACACACCUACAACCCAUCACUCUAAUCCUCCACAAGUAUCUUUCUUACACGAAUGCCCUCUUCGACGGAGAGGAAGACGAUGCCACACCUCUCGAGACCCUCAAGUCUGAUAUUUGUGACGCGUUGCAACUCUUUACGAACAAGUAUGAUGAUGAUUUCGGCAGCUACGUCCAAGAGUUCACCAACAAUGUCUGGAACGUGCUCUCCAGCAUCGGCCCGCAGAAGAGAUAUGACAAUCUCACGAGCAAGGCGCUUCAGUUCCUCACGGCUGUCGCCUCGGUCCGUCGCCAUGCCGAAAUCUUCAACAACGAGCAAGUAUUGGGCACAAUAGUGGAGAAGGUCGUCAUCCCCAACGUUGCGCUUAGAGAGUCAGAUCUUGAGAUGUUUGAGGACGAGCCUAUUGAGUUCAUCCGCCGCGACCUCGAGGGCUCGGAUACCGAUUCGCGGAGAAGGGCCGCCACCGAUUUCUUGCGGAAGCUUCUCGACAACUUCGAGAUGCUUGUCACGAAGGUCGUGUCCGAGUACAUCAACUACUACCUUGAAACUGGAAAGAGCAACUGGAAGGCAAAAGACACGGCAGUCUAUCUCUUCCUCGCGAUUGCAGCCAAGGGGGCCGUCACAACGGCGCAAGGAGUCAAGACGGUCAAUAGCCACGUCAAUGUUGUUGACUUUUUCAGUCAGCACAUCGCGUCGGAUCUCUUAGGCGAGGGCGUGGAACCUAUCUCUAAAGUUGAUGCCAUCAAGUAUCUUCACGACUUCCGAAGCCAGCUGAGCAAGAGCCAGUGGGAGGGCGCUAUCCAGCCUUUGAUUCAGAAUUUGAAUUCAGAAAACUACGUUGUGUACACGUACGCGGCGAUUGCAGUCGAGAGAGUUUUGUUUCUGACCAACGAGCAAGGAGAACACAUUUUACCACGUGCCGAUAUCCAGCCAUAUGCGAGAGCUUUACUUCAGCAUCUGUUUACCUUGGUUGAGAAAGAUACAUCGCCCGCAAAACUGCAGGAAAAUGAGUUCCUGAUGAAAUGCAUCAUGAGAGUCUUGAUUGUCAUCAAGGAUGGAGUGCUGGAAUGCGACAUUGAGAGCGUUCUCGACCAUCUCAUCAAAAUCACCAAUGUCAUCAAACAGAACCCCAGCAACCCGCGCUUCUACUACUAUCACUUCGAGGCGAUUGGAGCCCUGGUCAGAUUCUGCAGCACAUCAUCCAAGAUCAAACUGCUUGAUUAUCUUCUCAAACCCUUCGUAGUUAUCCUCACUGAGGAUGUCUCUGAGUUUGUCCCGUAUGUUUUCCAAAUAUUUGCGGCACUACUCGAGCUUGAUCCCUCUACGACCAUUCCGGCCGACUUCAAAGUUCUGAUUGAUGGCGUACUUGCACCGGCGCCGUGGGAGACCCGAGGAAAUGUGCCGCCCUUGGCCAGGUUCAUUUCGGCCGUCAUCCCGAAAACUAAGAAGGAACUUCUGGAAGGGCAAAAGCUGGAGCCAAUUCUCACCAUCUUCCAAAACCUCCUCGCCAGCAAGAAGACGGAGCAAAACGCUUUCGACAUCCUCGAAGCUGUUGUCGGCACAUUCUCAGGUGACGUGCUGGCUCCGUUUUUCAAGGUCAUUGUCACGUUAGUCUUCAGCAAAUUACAAUCGAAUCCUACCGAUUCGUACAAAUCCCGGGUAGCUCGCUUUUAUCAUCUCGUCUCGGCGAGGGCGGGUGAGCCGGGGCUUGGGGCAGACUUUUUUAUCAAGCAUGCCGAGGAUAUCCAGGCCAAUGUGUUCACGCCAUUCUACCUGACCGUCAUAUUGCCCACAACCAGCCAGUUUGCGCGGCCGGUAGAUCGAAAGUUGGGCGUCAUCUCGUACACCAAGACGCUAUGUGACUCCGAGGCAUUCGCGGGACGUUACAUGAAGGGCUGGGGCUUCACAUGCAACCAUCUGCUUGACCUUUUGAAGAACCCCCCCAAGGUGGCUGCCGGGUUUGGCGACGAGAUUGUCAACGAAGCCGAUGUCGAUGACAUUGGCUUCGGCAUCGGAUUUACGCCGCUCAACACGUGCAAGCGUGGCCCGCGAGACGACUUCCCCGAUAUUUUCGAGGUGGAUAAGUGGGUCAGCGAGUACCUGAAGGCGGCGAACCAGCGCACCGGCGGUGUGAUUGCGCGCUUUAUCACCGAGCGCAUCGCGCCAGAGGCUCAGGCCGUUCUGGCACCGUAUCUGUCAUAG
Molecule: messenger RNA, 2880 nt
Organism: Lasiosphaeria miniovina
Lineage: Eukaryota; Fungi; Ascomycota; Sordariomycetes; Sordariales; Lasiosphaeriaceae
Product: CAS/CSE protein
Exons: 8
Coding region: 1-2880 (959 amino acids)
Biological process (GO): protein import into nucleus; protein export from nucleus
Cellular component (GO): cytosol; nuclear envelope
Molecular function (GO): nuclear export signal receptor activity; small GTPase binding
Source: RefSeq, a predicted model, not a curated record